Messenger RNA from Dimorphilus gyrociliatus, 838 nucleotides. The record is from the annotation of a GenBank genome assembly. NCBI's taxonomy places the organism in Eukaryota, Metazoa, Annelida, Polychaeta, Dinophilidae.
GAUGCAAAUUGUGAAGGCUAAUCAACUGAAGAUUCGUUUAAUAAACGGCAUUGAAAUAUGGAAAAAAUUUCAAGAUGAAGGAAAAGAAAUAAAUAAUUUUAGAUUAUCAACAAAAACGUCAAAAGAAUCCAAGCAUCUACAAAAAAAACUGGAAAUAAUCCUUUCCAAGUCUAUAAGACAAGCGACAAAUCUUAAAGUUAAUUUGAAAAAGCCUGAUGUAGAGGUCUACGUUAAUGUGAGUCCUACUGAUAUAACAAUAGGCUUCCCUUUGACAAAAACACCAUUGUCAAAUCGACCUUACAUAAAGCACAUAGGCUUACGAUCUACUGUCGCUCACAUAUUAUGCAAAUUAAUUGAGCCGAAACCCGAAGAUGUAAUCAUCGAUCCAAUGUGUGGAUAUGGAACCAUCUUAUGCGAAAUGAAGAAUUAUAUUGCGAAUACAAAAUGUUCUGGUUACGAUAUAAACGAGGAUUCAAUUGCAAAGGCAGUCGAAAAUGCUGGUGAAUUUGAUGACUUAAAAUUUCAGAGAAUCGAUAUUAAAGAUUUAUCGCUGGCUGAUGAUAGUGUUGAUGGAGUGGUUUGCGAUAUACCUUUUGGACAAAAACAUCUAAGCGUAGACGAAGCAAAAGAGCUACUUCCUCGUAUCCUACAGACAAUAUUAAAAAUAUUAAAACAAGAAAAGUUAGCUGCCAUUUUAUUAAGUCCUGAAUUAAGAAAGUCGAUAACUUCUAAGGAGGUGAAUGGAUGUACCCUAACAAAAAUAAGUGAGGAUUCAUUGAAGCUUGGAGAGACUUGGGCAUAUAUUAUUGUCUUUAAAAAAACUCAAAAUACUGAUUAA